AUGGACUACUACAGGGACACAGCACGCUCGCCUGUUGAAAGGGGUUGGGGUCGUGAGGAACCCAGAGGCAAGAUGGAGAGAGAUGAUCCUUUCUACAGAGGCAGGUCUCCCGGGCAUGAACGACGACGCAACCGCUCUCGAUCGCCCAUACAAGUCGAUCGCUACGAGCCUAGGCGUGCUAGAGAUGACUACGCCCCUCGGGAGAGAGGCGAUCGUGGAGACAGGGACGACAGGCGUGGCCGCAUCCCCUCGCCUCCGGCUAAUAUUGAUCGAUAUGUCCCCGGACAGCAGGAUGCUGCUCCACCGCCGCAGCCUCUGACGAACCCCAUCCCUCACCCAAUGACGCUCAACUAUCAGGUUGGGUUCUCUUAUUUCGGCGAAUGGUGGAGAGCCAACGAGAGGAUUAAGGAAGAGAAGGAACGCCAGCGCACUGGUCGUCGACGGGAGCCUGAGCGCCCCCGUGCUCCUCGUGAGGUGCAGGAGGAGCGAGAAAAGGAGAAGGUCAAGAUCCAGGCCUCGUACGACUCAUACAAGGAGGAGCUGCAGGCCAAGAUGGCCAAGACAUUUGUCUCCCAGCAUAAAGAGGAACAGUGGUUCCGCGAGCGCUAUGUUCCAGACGUUCGAGAUCCAAUCCGCGCGCAGCUUAAUGAGUUUCGCCGUGGCCAGUACACCCAGUGGGAGGAAGACCUUGAGUCCGGUACCUUUGACGACUUUACCUUGGAAGGCAUCCCCAAAAGCGAGUCCAACGGCGCGGGUGGUGUCAUCGAGAAGGAGGAGGGCGAGGCAACCGCCGCCAACGAAGUGCUUGGGGUGGGAGACUUGGUACCGGCCUCCAACUCCGACAUCCGGGAUGAGAAUCUCUUCCAGCCGACCCUUCUCAUUAAGACGAUUGCUCCUAGUGUGAGCCGUCAGAAUCUGGAGGCGUUUUGCAAAGAACAUCUCGGAGAGGAGGAGGGAGGCUUCAAGUGGCUUUCGCUCAGCGACCCAAAUCCGUCCAAACGGUACCACCGAAUCGGUUGGAUCAUGCUCCACCCGGGUGCUGAUACUGGGGCGAUCACUGACCGUGGCGAUGCCAAGGACGAGGAUGAUGAUGGGGAUAUCAAAGUCAAGAGUCCCGGUGCUGUCGCUCCCUCGACUGCAGAGAAGGCUCUUGAGGCCAUCAACAGCAAGACUGUCAAAGAUGAGGUUCGCGGCGAUUUCGUAUGCCACGUCGGUGUGCAUAACCCACCAAGCAAUCCCAGGAAGAAGGCACUGUGGGAUCUGUUCUCAGCACCAGAGCGGAUUGAUAAAGACCUUACUCUUGUCAACCAGCUCGUCAACAAAUUUGAAAGCGAUUUCGGCUCGGACUUCAAUGCUGUUCUAAAGGUCGAGGAGAAGGUAGACGAGCUCAGAAACUCUGGACUUCUACAGCCCGCAGUCACUUCUCCGACAGUUAAGAAGGAGAAAGUCAAGAAACAGCGAGCCAUCAACCUGGACGAGGCUAUGGACGAAGGCGAGGAGCCGGAGAUGGAAGAUGACGAUGAUGACGAAGAUGAGGGAGCCAUCGAUGACGAUGAAGUUGACGAUGAAGACAUCUUAGUCAAGAAGAAGCAGCUCGAUCUUCUCAUCGAGUACCUCCGACGCGUCUUCAACUUCUGUUUCUUCUGCGUCUUCGAGAGCGACUCGGUGCAUGAGUUGACUCGUAAAUGCCCAGGAGGUCACCUUCGCCGCCCCAGAAGCACGCUCUCGUCUUCAGCCAAGGCUGUCGCCCGGGCAAGUGCUCUGGGUGAGCCAUUCCCGCACAAGAAGCGGGCUGACACUGCAGAACUGGAGGAGGGCGAGACUACCGAGCCUGAUCGCAAGUUCCGCAACCCGUUAUCGAAGACUGAACAGCAACUUCAGCGCGCCUACAACUGGGUCAGGACAUUUGAAGACAAGAUCAAGCAGAUUUUGGAACCUGAAGCGGUUGACAUUCGUAAGCUAGGCGGUAAGCCUAUCGAUGAUGCUACGAACGAGGAAUUAGCCAAGUUUGUCAAACAGGAGGAUGAACACAAGUAUCGAUGCAAGGUCCCUGACUGCGCCAAGCUGUUCAAAGAGGAUCACUUCUGGCGCAAGCAUGUGGAGAAGCGUCACCCCGAGUGGCUUGAGGAGCUGAAGAAGGAGUUCGAGCUUAUCAACGCAUACGUUAUAGACCCCGCUCACAUCGCCCCUUCGCGAACGGAUGCCAAUAGCAAUGGUCAUUUCCCUCCAGCUACUGGUCAGGCGCCGAGCGGCACGCCUCGUGGCUUCAACCUGCAACAAUUUGCCAUGAACAGCAUGAUCCCAAUGGGCUUCCCUAACAUGGCGAACUUCUCGCAGAUGUUCGCAGCGGGAGCCAUGCCAAACAGUGGGAGCUGGAAUGCGACUCCUGGUGGAGACGAACGUGCCGGCGGCGCUGGUCCUAUCCGGCGUGGGGGAGGUUUCGGCAAUGCUGGUGGACGGGGUUACAACAACCGCUCCGGUCCCUAUGAUCGUCCUCGCAACCCCCGUUGGACCCAGGACAACGGCAUGGGCGGUAACACGAUGGGUGGGGGACGUCAGCGUGGUGGUCGCUGGGGAGACGGUGCUGGCGGCGGCGCGGCUGUGGGCCCUCGUGAGGCUAUCCAGGGACGCACAAUCAAGAGCUACGAGGACCUGGAUCAGGUCAGCGGCAGCGGUGGCGGCGAGCUAAACUACUAAGUCGACUCUUCCUGGGCAGUGCGUAGAAAGCCUCAUCGAUAGGCUAGCAAGUCUGUCUUCUUCACGAUGCAAUUCCAGACGACUAGAACGCAACAUGGAGAAGGAGACUGGGCGCACAUUGAGUAUCUGUUCAUUGGAGGCCGGCGCGAAAGAGGUCGUAUCCAUGCGUGCUGUACAAUAGAGAACGACUAUGAUAGUUUUUUUUUCUGGGCAAGGAAUGUGGUUUUCUAGUUUUUGACAGGACUUUAGCUGAGGAAAAUGAUGCAUUCUUUUAAG
Cryphonectria parasitica EP155 is the source of this 2973-nucleotide messenger RNA. RefSeq lists its product as uncharacterized. Gene Ontology annotation, cellular component: kinetochore. Bases 1 to 2697 code for a protein of 898 amino acids. The transcript is spliced from 3 exons. The record is from RefSeq and is a predicted model, not a curated record. NCBI's taxonomy places the organism in Eukaryota, Fungi, Ascomycota, Sordariomycetes, Diaporthales, Cryphonectriaceae.